Molecule: messenger RNA, 5685 nt
Organism: Hippocampus zosterae (dwarf seahorse)
Lineage: Eukaryota; Metazoa; Chordata; Actinopteri; Syngnathiformes; Syngnathidae
Gene: mgat3b
Product: beta-1,4-mannosyl-glycoprotein 4-beta-N-acetylglucosaminyltransferase b
Exons: 5
Coding region: 731-2503 (590 amino acids)
Biological process (GO): N-acetylglucosamine metabolic process; protein N-linked glycosylation
Cellular component (GO): membrane
Molecular function (GO): beta-1,4-mannosylglycoprotein 4-beta-N-acetylglucosaminyltransferase activity
Source: RefSeq, a predicted model, not a curated record
CCCCCCUGAUCACAGAACAAAUCAAAUGAGACGUUCUUUUCCAAACCUCCUCCUCCUCCUGUUUUUCAUCAGCCAACCCCCUCUCAAAUUUCUGUACCCCCUCCGUCACCUCCCGCUCCCCCCCCCCCACCUCCAUCCACGCAGCCCCCUCCACCCCUCGCCGCGGCGGCGUGACUGGGGAAGGCGGAGCUCUUCCCCUCGCUGAGCCGCUGCUGCUGCUGCUGCUGCUGCUGCCGCCGCUGCCGACGCCGCCGCCUUCGUUCGCCCUCCUUCCAACCCCCAAGAUGGUCCCUUGCCGCUGAAGAACAAGACGAGCCGGAGACUAUGUUGCUGCUUUUGGCUACGGCGUGAGAAGGAAAGCCGGCGGGGCAAGGGGGACAAGCGUAGGCCGGGAAACACCCACCCGAAUCGGGCCAAGAAGGACGGUCGACAUCGGCGAUCGACACCCCCGCGAAGGCGCCCCCCCCCCAACCCCCCUCCUCCGCCGCCACCGCCACGUCCCGCCACAUCACUCCAUCCUCGCGAAUUAGGAAGAGAAAAGGAUUAUCGCCGCCGCCGCCAUCGACUCGAGAACAAUCGGAGGCCCCGGAUUUGGCGGCGCUCCUCCCCGGCCGCUGCAGGGUCCUCCCAGCCGGGGAUGCGGCGCCUUGUGCCGGAUCGAGUCGGACGGACAGCCGGGCUCUCUGCCGCAGUGGACCCAUGAAAGACAUCUGACACAGGCACAGAUGGGAUGAAAAUGCGGCGGCACCGGGUGUUCUUGCUGUGCACGGUGGGCCUGUGCGUCAUCUCCUUCCUGCACUACUACAAGGCCCUCCACUACGUGUCGCUGCUGCGCGAGCUCUCCGCGCCGUACCCCAACAUCAAGUCCUUCAUCAUGGUCACCGGAUUCUUCUGGCAGGAGAAGGGAGCGCCGCUGGGACCCGCUUCCCCCGAGGAGGCCCCCCCGCCGCCGGUCCUCCGCCCUUCGGCACCCAAAGCCAGAGGGAGCGCGGCGGCGCAGGGGGAGCGGCCGGGGGCGCCGGCCGACUCGGAAGGGACCGGCGCGGCGGGACUGCCCGUGAGGAUCGGGGAGGUGCCGGCGCCUCCUCACCCUUGGGAGAAACCCGGCGAGAACCCGAGGGGGGACCUUGCCAGCCCGCAGCAAGAGAAAGAGCAAGAUCGCCCACCCCCGCGCCAACCCACUCUGCCGCCCCGUCCGGCGGCCGUCCUCCAAGCCGGACCGACGACCGCCCGCUCGGAAUCCAUGGGUGACCUGCACACCCGUACUUACCGGCUGCAGGACGACAAGACGGCGUACUUUACUCGAAGCCGAGCCGGGGCGCUGUGCUUCCGGCAGGGCACAGAGAUGGCCGGCCCCAAGGAGAACGCCGGCAGAGCGGGCGGCGCCGGCCAAGGCGGCUAUCGAAAACCUCUGCAAGUCCGGCGGCAGCGGGCCUUCGUCACGCCCAAGUCCAAGACCAGGGUGACGAGGGGCGGGCGGCGGCUGGUGAAGUGCGCCUGCCGGCCCGGCUGGCACGGCCCCUACUGCGGGGUGCCCGCCAUGGUCUACCACUCCAACCUGCCCACCAAGGAGCGGCUGACGCCCCGAGAGACUCCCCGCCGCGUCAUCAACGCCAUCAACGUCAACCACGAGUUUGACCUGCUGCACGUCCGCUUUCACGAGCUGGCGCGGGCCGUGGACCUCUUCCUGGUUUGCGAGUCCAACUUCACCGCCUACGGGGAAAAAAGACCUCUCAGUUUUCUGCGUCUGCUCCUGAACGGAACUUACGACUACGUGCGCCACAAGAUCCUGUACGUGUUCCUGGACCAUUUCCCCGAGGGCGGGCGGCAGGACGGCUGGAUCGCCGACGACUACCUUCGCACCUUCCUGACGCGCGACGGCAUGUCGCGGGUGGAGGGCGGCCGGCCGGACGACGUCUUUGUCAUCAACGACGCCGACGAGAUCCCGGCUCGCGAGGGCCUCCUCUUCCUCAAACUGUUUGACGGCUGGACCGAGCCCUUCGCCAUUCACAUGCGCAAGUCUCUGUACGGGUUCUUCUGGAAGCAGCUGGGCUCCCUGGAGGUGGUGUCGGGCUGCACGACGGGCAUGCUGCGCGCCGUCUACGACGGCGACGGCAUCAAGCUGCGGCGCCGCGAGUACUACACCAUGCCGGCCUUCCGCAAGUACGAGAACGACACGGGCCACAUCCUGGUGCAGUGGUCCCUGGGCAGCCCCUUCCACUUUGCCGGCUGGCACUGCUCCUGGUGCUUCCCGCCCGAGGGCAUCCUCUUCAAGCUGGUGUCGGCCCAGAACGGCGACUUCCCGCGCUGGGGCGACUACGAGGACAAACGCGACCUGGGCUACAUUCGCCAGCUCAUCCGCACCGGCGGCUGGUUCGACGGCUCCUUGCAGGAGUACCCGCCCGUGGACCCCAAGGAGCACAUGUACGCCCCCAAGUACAUGCUGGACCACUACCAGCGAUACCGCUACCUCCUGGAGAACCCGUACGCCGGACGCCGCUGACACCGGAUCAAACCGCUGGAUGUGCCGAGUAUUUUCACGUUCCCGCGUGUGGCUUGUGUGUGUGUGUGUGUGGAGGGGGGGGCGGGGGUAUUAAUUGGCUGUGAGUCAUGAGUGUGCGCAUGCGUGCCUGUCUGUGUUCAACGCAGGUUUUGCGGUGAUUUAUUUUCGCCCCCCCCCCCACCCACCCUCUAAAAAUUGCAGGUGUGUACGGCGUGUGCCAAUCAGCUGUGAAUCUUGAGAAGAAAAAAAAAAGAGAGUCCGAGAGUCCGGGCAAGGUCACUUUUGCCUCCUUGGAAACAAAAAGUAAUGGCAAUGCUUGGUUACCGUGGCGACAGAAGACAAGAUGAUGCUGGGUUACCAUAGCGACAGGUGACAGGCCAGGGCUGCGGUGAGCGUUGCCGCAGAAGACAGGACAGCGGUUUAUUGAGGAAGGAGUCCGUAUCGUUCAGUGUUGGGGAAGAAAAUCGGACGCGUCGGAGACGGCGAGCGCUUCGGGUUGCCGCGGAAACCCGUUCACAAUAAAUACAUAAAUUUAUUGCAAUAAAUCAGAGCUCGGAGGCCGCGCGAGCGGCAAUCACGCUUCGACAGCUGCGCGCACGUGGCGGUGACCCCGCUGACCGCCCGCCGUCGCCGCGGCAACCGUCCCCACCACCCCGACCCCCUCACGAAUUCCCAGCAUGCCGACGCCGUGUUGUCAUCCACUUUUUAGCCUCUGAGGAAAUGUUGGCAACGGCUUCCGUUUGGUUUUGAAGCAUUUUUCGUGAAAUUGCAGCAAACUGUCGCGGGUUGAGUUCACAUUAAGACGAGGUUUACGAAUGAUGGAGUAUUUUGAAACGUUUUCAUUGAAUGUCAUUUUGAUUCACGUUUACAGGUUAAAAUUUGAAUACAAAUGCUAAAAAAAACAAACAUUUUUUUAAUUGGAAUUCUUGUAAAAAAAACGUUUAGAAAAAGCAUGAAACGAGUUUCAUGCUUUUCGAAAAAACUUUUUUUUUUGGUUCAGACUUUCAAAUUGAAGACCAAACUUGAUUGAUUUCAUUCGAUCAACAUUUAUCAUUUAAAAAUAACAGGCAGUCCGUUUUUUGGGGGAAUGUCGAUACAAAUAUUCAACCUAAAAUUCAGUUCCAAAAUGACAAAUGAAAUCUAAAAAAAAAUCAUAAAAAAUAACGCUUUCUCUUUUUCAACACUAGACUGACAUUUACUCGAUGAUGAAAAGGCAAAUUGGAAUAAAAAUGAAUCCCAGUGGUCAAAACAAAAUGUCAACGAAUAUCGACAUCUCGUUUGCCUCGCGGCAUCGCGGCUUACGUCGUUUUUUUACGUUGUUUGUUUCGCUCCGCGCGUUCAAGCGUUUGCCAAAGUCGCUCUUGCCUCUUUUCCAACGUGUGGCUUUCUUCCGGCUUCUGAUUGGCCCCAAACAAAAAGACUUCCGGUUGACCAUUUCUUUGCUGAAUUAUUGCGUUGCACUGCCACCAAGUGGAGGAGCAUUUUAUUGCCCCGCCUGUCGGCAACAAAGAAGUCAUUGUUUCUCGGAAAUAAACGGUCCUUUUUAAGACAAAGUGAAAUCGGAUCAUUUUGCGUGUGUGCGUGCGCGCGCACGAACGUCUAAAUCGGCAAUUCUCCGGCGCUCUCCCUCCAGUUCACCGUCAAUAAAAACAAUCCGAUUUUCACCGCAAAACCAAUUCACUCAUCGACCGCAUUGAGAGUCCUACCCUCGGAAUGGGAAGCAAGAGUGCGUGCGUGUGUGCGUUUCUUUUUAAAUUUUGUCGAAAUCACAUCGAUUUGGCAGCUUGCUAUUUAAUUAAUGUGUUUGAGGCGUGCUUGUGUGUGAGCCUACUGUUCAAACAGACGUGCCCCGGGCGUCUUUUACCUCCUCCAAGGCCAUCAAGUUGGUGGAACCAAUCACUGAGGCUUUCUGUCUGUGGUCGUUUUUUUUUCUUUGUUGUUGUUCUUGUUGUUGUUGUUGCUGUGUCCGGAGUGACUCCGCCUAUUCCCGCGUCCCUUGCUGUGAUUGGUCGUCUCCGAAGCACUGCGCAGCGCUCGUGUUGUUUUCUGAUGCCUCUGAAAGCACCUUAUUGGUUUGUGUUGUCAUUGAUCGCUUAUUAAUAUUGGGUUGUUAACAGGGUUAUUGGGUUUUAUCUUUUUAUCCUGCUUUUUCUUACAAAAUGUUUUCCAAUUAUGUCAUUUUUCUCCGCCAUUUUUGUUGUUGUUGUGUGUUAAACAAAACGUGUUGAAGCCAAAGUGUGAUAGCAUUGACGCACACACACACACACAAACACACUCAGUAGCCCCUUUCGCCGUACUCGUUCAAGCCCGAGUGACAAAUGGAAUGGCUUCUGGAGCAGAAUGCUUCUUCCUGGUUUGGUGUUUUGUGUGUGUGUGUGUGAAGCGUAACAGAAUCAAAUUCAAUUCCCCGAUUGCGUGACGUGGUAUCAUUGUGUGAAAGCGCACACAGUCACAUCAAGAUCCGCCUUCGCUGAGUGCUGCGUGAAAGGCAUAUGCAGACGUAUUGUGGAAGCUUAGAGCCGUCAAGUGGUCACUUUGCGGUGUCUCUGGUUCAAAUGUGCAUCAAAAGCUCAUUUCGCACUGACUGCACGUGAAAUAUUUUCUGACACGUUCAGUAUUGCUUGGUUUUGUGUCAAAGUUUCCGCUGUGGGAGUUUUUGGUAAACUGUUUGAAAGGGGCUGCAGUUUGUUUCUGUCUAAUGAAAAGCUCCACAUGCUGACAGCUUUAUUUUGAAAGCACAUGCAGGAAGACUUUUGAUUUUGUUUAACGACAAUUGCGACUCCCUCCGCCCCUGCACUGAUUCGUCAAUCUCACAUAGUUUUAUUGAUUUAUAUCUUUUUUUGUCUUGUUGAUCUUGGUGGAACGUGCACGUGUGUGCGUGAGUGUGUGUGUGCGUGUGCGCGUGUGCGUGCGUGUGUGUGUGCGUGUGUGUGUGGUCCAGUGGCUCAGUGUUCCAAGAGGAGGAACCGUGGGAGGGAGAAGGCACCCCCCCAAGAACCUGGGGGUGAUACUUUCAAUCAAAAUAAUAAAAGACGCUUUUUUGAUGAUGGAAAACAAGAAGAAGAAAAAGAACAUUUGGAAGUGAACUCUGGUGUUUAUUCAAAUGACUGGAUGUAUGUUAACCAUCAACAACCACAAAUGUUCUGUGGCAAAGAUAUAAUAAAUUAAUUUCAAAAUUUCAA